Molecule: messenger RNA, 1212 nt
Organism: Drosophila serrata
Lineage: Eukaryota; Metazoa; Arthropoda; Insecta; Diptera; Drosophilidae
Product: Dpr-interacting protein alpha
Cellular component (GO): neuron projection
Source: RefSeq, a predicted model, not a curated record
AUGCUAGCUCGUGGCUAUCCGGAACCGAUUGUCACCUGGCGGCGUGAGGACGGCAAUGAGAUAGUCCUUAAGGACAAUAUGGGCACUAAGACUCUAGCACCCUCCUUUCGCGGCGAGGUCCUGAAGCUGUCAAAGAUCUCUAGGAACGAGAUGGGCUCCUACCUGUGCAUCGCCUCCAAUGGAGUGCCCCCAUCGGUCUCCAAGCGGAUCUCUCUCAGCAUACACUUUCACCCAGUCAUCCAAGUGCCGAAUCAAUUAGUCGGCGCACCACUUGGCACUGAUGUUCAAAUCGAGUGUCACGUCGAGGCCUCGCCCAAAUCAAUUAACUACUGGAUUAAGGACACGGGUGAAAUGAUAGUCACAUCUAACAAGUACCAUGUCCAGGAGAGUACUCAGUCCAUGUACGAGACAAAAAUGUCAAUGAUAGUGCGAAAAUUCCAAAAGGACGAUGUCGGAUCCUAUCGCUGUAUAGCCAAAAACUCUUUGGGUGAAGUUGACAGCAGCAUCCGGUUAUAUGAAAUCCCCGGACCGAAUCGUAAUAAAAAUCCUUCGAACGGCGGCGGAAAAGGCGGCGGCGGCGGCGGUGCUGGAGGCCUGGACGCGGAUGCCAAUGACAUUUUAAAGCAGAAACAACAAGUCAAAGUCACCUACCAGCCGGACGACGAGGAGCUGCAGUACGGAUCCUCUGAGGAUUUCGAUGGCGACGGUGGUGGUGGUGGUGGCUUGACACCGUUAUCGCCGCACGUUUACUACACCAGCGGCAAUAAACCGGCCACACAUAAGCCAGGCAGCUCCGGCGGCAAUCAGCAUCAGCAUCAACAUCAGCAGCACCAUCACCACCACCAUCACCAGCAGCACGGAGCGGUCGCAGGUGGAGUUGGGGGUGUGGGUGGUGCAGGUGGCGCAGGUGGAGCAGGCGGCGAUUCAGGAGGUGGCGGCAUCACCCGUAAGCCGACCUAUUAUGGCGGCAAUACGGAAGGGCGCGUACCCAUCGACAACAACGAAAUGAGCUCCGGCGGCUCGCGAUUACGGGGCAAUACACCACGAUGCCCCAUCCUGAUGCUGCUUCUCCUGCUGCUCACCCUGCCACUGUCACUGUCCCUGUCCUUGGACUCCUGGCCACGGAGUAGCCGGCAAUGUCGACAGCCGCUCUUAAUGGGUUUGUCGGCCAUGUCCGGCUUUCUGCUCGCGCUCUGCCUCUGCCUCUUAUAA